Papaver somniferum (opium poppy) is the source of this 486-nucleotide messenger RNA. RefSeq names its product chitin-binding lectin 1-like. Bases 1 to 486 code for a protein of 161 amino acids. The transcript is spliced from 2 exons. Lineage: Eukaryota; Viridiplantae; Streptophyta; Magnoliopsida; Ranunculales; Papaveraceae. The record is from RefSeq and is a predicted model, not a curated record.
AUGGGGAUAGUUUGGAGAGGAUCCCCUGGGUUCUUUACUAUCUCUAGUGUCUUUGUGAUACUGACAAUAUGCCUCUCAAUUAGUACAGAUAUGGCAGGAGCAUCGGAGCCAGACAUUCCCAUGGCAGGAGAAUCGAAGCCGGGCACUCCCCUUGAGGGUAUUCCCGUGAAGCCUCUAACACCGCCAGCAACAGUCCCGCCACCAACAGUCCCGCCGCCACCAACAGUCCCGCCACCUCAACAAAAGUGCCCACCUAAACCUGUAUGUAAACCUUCACCAUUACCCAUACCACCUCCAAAGAAUAUGUGCAAAUUCGAAGACACAUAUUUGGCUAUCAACAGUGAUUGUGGUACUUGUGCAAGUGAAUGUAAAAAGAAAUGUUCUGGCAUGGAUAGUUCGAUGGUAACGCAGCGCUGCACGGUACAAGAUUGUUCGCAGAUUUGCGAGUGUUGUUGCGAAAGCAACCCAGCAGCAUGUGUCCCUUGA